AUGGUAGUGCACCCAGGAGAUCCACGGAUAAAAGGGUUAGAAACUUCAGUACAAGAAGGUAUCAUUGGGAAAGUUACUGCAACGGACAAGUUUCUUGAUCUAUUUCGAAACAUGAUGCCUGAGAACAUCGUCCGAUCCACAUUCCAGCAACAGCAGACAGUAUAUGUCUCUAUGAAUAUCUCGGGUAGUGAGAGCAUCGAAAAAGCCCGCAUAGUUUACGCAGAUGGCAUGAAUGUUCUUGGUUUGAUUGUUUUCUGUAUCGUUAUGGGCAUUGUCAUAUCGUUAAUCGGGGAGCCUGCCCGUCCUCUUGCCAACUUUUUCAUUGCUUUAGACAUUGUCAUUACCAAAAUGGUGUUCUUUAUCAUGUGGUUUGGGCCUAUCGGAAUCCCAUCACUGAUAGCUCAAAAAAUGCUUGAAGUGAACGAUCUGGUAGCGACAGCCCACACGUUGGUAAUGUUCAUUCUGACCGUAACUUUUGGUUUGGCUGUCCAAUGCUUUGGCACUCUUCCUUUGAUUUAUUUUAUUGGCACAAGACAAAAUCCCUACACUUUUCUUCGUGGUCUUGGACAAGCUGUCCUCACUGCUCUCGGCACAUCUUCUAGUGCCGCUUCUCUACCAGUAACAUUUCGCUGUUUGAAUGAUCUUGGAGUUGAUAGUCGAGUGACAAAGUUUGUUCUUCCGGUUGGUGCGAUGGUAAACAUGGUAAGCACGUACUAUUCUUUCUUCCACGCGGGCUUCUCGAGUAGAGUGGAAGCACAGCUAUGA
Messenger RNA from Strongylus vulgaris, 765 nucleotides. NCBI's taxonomy places the organism in Eukaryota, Metazoa, Nematoda, Chromadorea, Rhabditida, Strongylidae. The record is from the annotation of a GenBank genome assembly.